Molecule: messenger RNA, 756 nt
Organism: Elephantulus edwardii (Cape elephant shrew)
Lineage: Eukaryota; Metazoa; Chordata; Mammalia; Macroscelidea; Macroscelididae
Gene: CD99L2
Product: CD99 molecule-like 2
Exons: 10
Coding region: 1-756 (251 amino acids)
Source: RefSeq, a predicted model, not a curated record
AUGCCCACGCUGUCCCCGCGUACUUUCCGCAUCGUGGCUUUCCCCGUCUUUCGGAAGCUUCUCAUCGUGACAGGCAGCAGUAGUAUGACAAGAUGGGAGCGCGACAUCACCACCACAACCAGGAGGCCAGGAAUUCCCCGGGUGCCUGCAAAUCCUGCAGGUGGUGACUUAUCCUUGGCUGACGCCUUGGACGACCCUGAUGACGGCCACAGGAAGCCGGAGCCAGGAGGAGGAGGAGCAAGAGACGGACGGAAUCGGCUCACCACCACCACCACCAAGAAGCCUGCAGUGACCCAAGCUCCAGCCAGUCUUCCAGGGGGCGACUUUGACUUGGCUGACGCCUUGGAUGACCGCAAUGAUCUUGAUGAUGGCCUCCUGAAACCGGGUGGAGAAGGAGGAGGAGGCUUUUCAGACAAGGACCUUGAGGACGUCUUGGGCGGCGGUGACUACAAGCCGGACAGGAACAAAGGUGGUGGCGGCUACAGCAGCGACGAUGAUCCAGGAUCUGGCAUGUCCGCAGAGACUGGCACGGUGGCGGGGGUGGCCAGCGCCCUGGCCAUGGCCCUGAUUGGCGCCGUCUCCAGCUACAUUUCCUACCAGCAGAAGAAGCUGUGCUUCAGCAUCCAGCAGGGCCUCAGUGCAGACUACGUCAAGGGAGAGAACCUGGAAGCCGUGGUGUGUGAGGAGCCGCCGCAAGUGAAAUACUCAGCGCCGACCCAGUUGGCAGAGCCGCCAGCGGAGCAGCCCCGGAUCUGA